CGUUGCGCUUCGGAAGCUGAAUGUGACCUCAGUCGUGAGUGUCAGCGUAUAGCAGAACCUGGGGACACCGCCUUCUGCAGUAAAGAGAAUCUCAAAAGCACAUUUAUCAGCAAGAAUUCCAAACAUCUCAUCAAGGUCUGAGACUGACUCAAUUCAUCAGAACUUGAAAAUCAUUGAACUUCCAACAUAUAUCUGGGAGAAAAGAUUUCCAACAUCAGCGUGAUUGGAAAUGCACCUCAACACAUUCACCCAAGUAAGUGUUCCAGUGAACUGACUAGUUUAAGACCUGUACACACGUCACAUAGCCUGACUAACGUCACGCCAUUUUCAGUGGGGAGAAACUCUAUCUGUAUCCUGUGUAUGGAUGAGGAGAGGCAUCCAAAAUGGAGAGGCAUGAUGACACCUACACCAAGGAGAAACCAUGGAAAUGUGUGGACUGUGGGAAGGGAUUCAAAUACCCAUCCCGGCUGGAAACUCAUCGACACAGUCACACUGGGGAGAGACCGUACACCUGCUCUAUGUGUGGGAAGGGAUUCACACGGGCUUUUGACCUUUUGAAACAUGAACGUACUCACACUGGGAUGAGGCCGUUCAUCUGCCCCGAGUGUGGGAAAGGAUUCAGUGACUCAUCCAACCUCCUGACACACCAGCGAGUUCAUACUGGGGAGAGACCAUUCCCCUGCUCUGAAUGUGGGAAGGGAUUCAGUGAUUCAUCCAGCCUGUGCAGACACCAGCGAGUUCAUACUGGGGAGAGGCCAUUCAUUUGCUGUGAGUGUGGGAAGGGAUUCAGUCAGUCAGCCCACCUGCUGAGACACCAGCGGGUUCACACUGGGGAGAGGCCGUUCUUCUGCUCAGAGUGCGGGAAGGGAUUCAGUGACUCAUCCUACCUGCUGACACACCAGCGACUCCACACUGGGGAGAGGCCAUUCCCCUGCUCUGAGUGUGGCAAGGCAUUCUCUCUCUUAUCAAAUCUCCGGGCACACCAACUAGUUCAUACUGAUGAGAAACCUUUCAAGUGUACACAUUGUGAGAAGAGCUUUAAAUGCAAACGUGAAGUGCUGACACAUGAACACAUUCAUACUGGGGAGAGGCCAUUCCCCUGCUCAGUGUGUAGAAAACAAUUUCUCCGUUCAAAAAGCCUUCUGAGACACCAGCGAAUACACAUUGGUGAGAAGUUGUUACCCACUGCCUUCUGGGAAAGCAUUUACACAGUCAGCCCACCCUCUGAGACACCAGCGAGUUCACAAGUGAUUGCAGGGCAGAUAUCUGUUGCGGAUAUUGUUGUUAAUGAAACUUCGAUUCAUCACUCAGUCCUCCAGGGAGCUGGAUCAAUAUGAUGGAGGAUUGAUCCAUCCCCUGAAGGAGAAGGAAGCAGACGCAGUGGCACAUGGAAAUACGUACAGCUUGUGAUGUGAUCUGGAAAAGUACAGAGAAAGAGAGAGAGAGAGAAAAAGACAUUGUGACUUUGGUUAAUCACGCAGAGUCGUAGAGAUUUACAGCAUGAAAACAGACCCUUCAGUCCAACACGUUCAUGCUGACCAGAUUUCGCAACCCAAUCUAGUACCACCUGCCAGUUUGCGGCCCAUAUCGCUCCAAAUGUUUCAUAUUCAUAUAUCCAUCAAAAUGCCUCUUAAAUGUUGCAAUUGUACCAGCCUACACCACAUCCUCUGUCAGCUCAUUCCAUACACGUACCACCCUCUGCCUGAAAAAGUUGCCCCUUAGGUCUGUUCUUUAUCUUUCCCCUCUCACCCUAAGCCUAUGCCCUCUAGUUCUGGACUCCACAACCCCAGGGAAAAGAGUUUGUCUAUUUAUCCUAUCUAUGCCCCUCAAAAUUUUGUAAACCUCUAUAAGGUCACCCCUCAGCCUCCAACGCUCUUGUGAAAACAGCCCCAGCCUGUUCAGCCUCUCCCUGUAUCUCAGAUCCUCCAACCCUGGCAACAUCCUUGUAAAUCUUUUCUGAACCCUUUUCAAGUUUCACAAUGUCUUUCCAAUAGGAAGGAGACCAGAAUUGCAUGCAAUAUUCCAACAGUGGCCUAACCAAUGCCCUGUACAGCUGCAACAUGACCUCCCAACUCCUGUACUCAAUACUCUGACCAAUAAAAGAAAGCAUACCAAACGCCGCCUUCACUAUCCUAUCUACCUGCGACUCCACUUUCAAGGAGCUAUGAACCUGCAUUCCAAGGUUUCUUUGUUCAGCAACACUCCCUAGGACCUUACCAUUAAGUGUAUAAGUCCUGUUAAGAUUUGCUUUCCCAAAAUGCAGCACCUCGCAUUUAUCUGAAUUAAACUCCAUCUGUCACUUCUCAGCCCAUCUGGUCCAGAUCCUGUUCUAAUCUGAGGUAACCCUCUUCGCUGUCCACUACACCUCCAAUUUUGGUGUCAUCUGCAAACUUACUAACUGUACCUCUUAUGCUCGCACACAAAUCACUUAUGUAAAUGACAAAAAGUAGAGGGCCCAGCACCGAUCCUUGUGGCACUCCACUGGUCAUAGGCCUCCAGUCUGAAAAACAACUCUCCGCCACCACCCUCUUUCUUCUACCUUUGAGCAAGUUCUGUAUCCAAAUGGCUAGUUCUCCGUGUAUUCCAUGAGAUCUCACCUUGCUAACCAGUCUCCCAUGGGGAACCUUGUCGAUCGUCUUACUGAAGUCCAUAUAGAUCACAUCUACUGCUCUGCCCUCAUCAAUCUUCUUUGUUACUUUAUCAAAAAACUCAAUCAAGUUUGUGAGACAUAAUUUCCCAUGCACAAAGCCAUGUUGACUAUCCUGAAUCAGUCCUUGCCUUUCCAAAUACAUGUACAUCCUGUCCCUCAGGAUUCCCUCCAACAACUUGCUCACUACCAUGGUCAGGUUCACCGGUCUAUAGUUCCCUGGCUUGUCUUUAAACAGUGGCACCAAGUUUGCCAACCUCCAGUCUUCAGGCACCUCACCUGUAACUAUCGAUGUUACAAAUAUCUCAGCAAGAGGCCGAGCAAUCACUUCUCUAGCUUCCCACAGAGUUCUCGGGUACACCUGAUCAGGUCCUGGGGUAUUUAUUCACCUUUAACCGUUUCAAGGCAUCCAGCAUUUAACUCAUUCGUUCAAAGUGUGUGCCAUUGCAACAGAACUGGCACACACACACACACUGACAUACAGAGGCAAAAAACAGAUUUAUAGGCACGCAUAUACACUGGCAGAGAGAUACAUAGACAGGUCACACCAACACACCGAGACAGAAUCAUACACAGACAGAGAAAUAGGGACAAACACAAGCACUCAAAAAAAAUCCAUCUGGAGAGACGUAGAAACACACUAUCCCUCAGUAUAUUGUUUGGGUUGUGUUUCAUAAAUUCAAGUUCAUUUGUACAAUAGAUCUGUGUAAUCGCUAUCCAUUUGUAAAAUGGAUUGAUUCGUUUUUGAAAUUGUCAGAAGCUAA
Messenger RNA from Hemiscyllium ocellatum (epaulette shark), 3411 nucleotides. RefSeq names its product gastrula zinc finger protein XlCGF7.1-like. The transcript has 2 exons. Gene Ontology annotation, cellular component: nucleus. Gene Ontology annotation, biological process: regulation of transcription by RNA polymerase II. Lineage: Eukaryota; Metazoa; Chordata; Chondrichthyes; Orectolobiformes; Hemiscylliidae. The record is from RefSeq and is a predicted model, not a curated record. Gene Ontology annotation, molecular function: RNA polymerase II cis-regulatory region sequence-specific DNA binding; DNA-binding transcription activator activity, RNA polymerase II-specific. The coding region runs from base 384 to 1337 and encodes 317 amino acids.